AUGGCGACGAAACCAGCAGAUGUGGAAACACCCGAGAAGAAGGGUUUGGCGGCAAAGACUAACACCAAGAAGUCCUGGCCGUUGUGGAAGAAGCUGACUCUCAUCGGCGCAGCCCUCGUCAUCAUCACGGCGCUGGCAGUUGGACUCGGUGUUGGCCUCACACGGGGGAAAGGGGGUGACGACGACAACAACAGCAACUCAGAUUCGGACACCAGCGACGACGACGACUCUGCCCUCAAGGCCCGUGGGAAAACAUGGCAGCCCAAGGUCGGCUCCCCAUGGCAGAUCGUCCUCCUCAAGCCCAUCAAGCUCAACGACGACGGGACCGCCGACGACCUGAAGCCCAACGUGGGUAUCUACGACCUUGACCUCUAUGACAACGACGCAGAAACCUUUGCGGCACUUCGCAAAGCUGGUAAGAAGAUCAUCUGCUACUUUAGUGCCGGCUCGUGGGAGAACUGGCGCGACGACAAGAACCAGUUUAAGAAGUCGGACCUGGGCAAGACGCUUGACGGAUGGCCCGAUGAGAAGUGGCUCAACUUGAGGAGCCAGAAUGUACGCAAUAUCAUGAAGAAGCGUAUUAAGCUUGCUGCGCAAAAGGGUUGUGAUGCUAUCGACCCUGAUAAUGUGGACGGCUAUCAAAACGACAACGGCCUCAAACUCACCGAAGAAGACUCGAUCUCAUACAUAAAGUUCCUCUCUAAGGAAGCAGCCAAAUACAACAUGUCGACCGGCCUCAAAAACGCCGGAGACAUCAUUAAAUCAGUCCUGCCCUACGUCGCCUUCUCCGUCAACGAGCAGUGCAUCCAGUACAGCGAGUGCGAGACCUUUGCCGCCUUCAUCAAGGCCAAGAAGCCCGUCUUCAACAUCGAGUAUCCCAAGGGCGCGCCCAAGGUCAAGGAUGCUGAUCGACAGAGGAUUUGCUCGCAGUCGGGCAAGGCAAAGGGGUCCAAGGACUUUAGCAAGGUCAUCAAGAAGAUGAAUCUUGAUGGUUGGGUCAUGUAUUGUCCCAACGAUACAUACACAACUGCGACGGAGGAUUGA
Fusarium falciforme is the source of this 1044-nucleotide messenger RNA. Its product is annotated as Alpha-galactosidase. The transcript has 2 exons. NCBI's taxonomy places the organism in Eukaryota, Fungi, Ascomycota, Sordariomycetes, Hypocreales, Nectriaceae. The record is from RefSeq and is a predicted model, not a curated record. Bases 1 to 1044 code for a protein of 347 amino acids.